Molecule: messenger RNA, 987 nt
Organism: Fonsecaea nubica
Lineage: Eukaryota; Fungi; Ascomycota; Eurotiomycetes; Chaetothyriales; Herpotrichiellaceae
Exons: 1
Coding region: 1-987 (328 amino acids)
Biological process (GO): lipid droplet organization; lipid storage; phospholipid biosynthetic process
Cellular component (GO): endoplasmic reticulum membrane
Source: RefSeq, a predicted model, not a curated record
AUGCCCGCGGUGCAUCGUAACGGCCGGGCUGUUGCAGCGCAAGAGAAACCAGAUCAGUCACAGCAAAUGACACAUACAUCCAUGCACUCUACACGGCAGAGGCCUUCGGCCUACCUCCUCCUCGUUUAUCCUGUUGUCCUCGCACUGGGCUCUCUCUUCGCCUUCCUCUCCCCAGUUGCCAGUCCUCCCCCCGCCGAAUCACUCGCUCCAGGAAUCACAUCCGACCUCAACGUUCCGCACUUCCAUUCGACGAACUACUUUGCCGGCAAGCGCAACAUAAUCAACGUAUAUUUUGUGAAGUUCGGUUGGUUCUGGACCACCCUUGCCUUUCUACUGCUCCAAAUCGCUACCCGACCGCCGCCAGCUAGUGCACUGAAACACUACGCACAGUCGACUUUACGCUAUGGUCUGGUUACCAUUUCAUGGUUUCUAACAACGCAAUGGUGUUUUGGUCCUGCGCUUGUCGAUCGAAGUUUCACCAUCACUGGCGGUCACUGUGAGCCUCAACUGAUCAACACCACUGGACUGAAAGACGCACUUGACAUGACCAUGAUUGCAUCAGGCCCGGCAUGUAAAGCUGCAGGUGGAGCAUGGCGCGGUGGACAUGACAUAUCAGGCCACGUAUUCAUGCUGGCGCUUUCCUCGGCCUUUCUGCUGUACGAGAUAUACAUCGCAGACCGGGACUCUGCGCAUCCGUCCGUUUCGCCUCGAGCCGCUGCGGCAUUGGCUCAUGAUAUGACCGAGGAGGAACGCAAAGCAGUAGGGGGGUGGGAGUCAGAGUCAGUGGCGAUGGUGCGAAUAUGGUCGAGAUAUUUUCUGUAUGCGGUGGUUGUGCUUGACUUUUGGAUGCUGAUGAUGACGGCGAUUUGGUUUCAUACGUGGACCGAGAAACUGAGUGGGCUGCUCAUUGCAGCGGGAACGAUAUGGGGGACGUACUUCACGGGUGAUUUCCUCCCACAGUGGAGGGAGAUCGUGGGUGGAAUAUGA